Messenger RNA from Dermacentor silvarum, 750 nucleotides. RefSeq lists its product as uncharacterized. The transcript is spliced from 6 exons. The record is from RefSeq and is a predicted model, not a curated record. The coding region runs from base 1 to 750 and encodes 249 amino acids. NCBI's taxonomy places the organism in Eukaryota, Metazoa, Arthropoda, Arachnida, Ixodida, Ixodidae.
AUGACAAAGCCGCCUGUGUGGUACAAACUCGUUGGCUUGGGCUACGGGAGCAACGCGUGCAUCGCGGCUUUCGUACUGCAAGUAGUGGCGGCGUUCAGCUUUGCCGUGGGCGCCUGGAUACAUGACCCCGAGGUGCCUCCAAACAAGCGCAGUGUGCUCUCCAACCAGACCGGCGUCACGCUAGUCGUGUCGACCUUCUUCAUGUGGCUCUUCACGACAAUCUUGGUUCCGUCGACCAUCCUCUACAUGCUGAGUGGCGUUAUAGCUGCCAAAUACCUCUGCAUGCCGUACCAGUACGGCGGCCCUGAGGGUCUCCAGCUGCUAGACAACGUAACAGCAGCGCUGUACGUUAAAGGCAAGUGGGAUCCCAUCGAGAACCGAGAUUACGAACUGUACAACACAACCUACAAGCCGGGACAAGUGAUAAGCAAGUGCAACGGUACGACACCACUAGUGCAUUUGUCAACGCAUCCUGACAUCACCGUCGCGUCAAUGAUGUUCACUACACACGGGUACCCCAUGUACCUGAAAUCCCUGGAAGAAAACAAGGCCUUGACGUUUUCCAGUAGCUUCGGUCUACCCAGCGGCCUCGCUGUCAAGCUCAGUGAUGCAAAGAACGCGUUGGACAACUUGAGCUCCCGAAAAGCGUCGUCAGCUGUAAGUGGACUCACAAUUCUAUCUAAACACUUAGUAUUCCAGUCGAAACUUACCAACAGUAAAUUGGGGACAGACAUCGAAGAAGGCCCCUAG